Kwoniella botswanensis is the source of this 762-nucleotide messenger RNA. RefSeq lists its product as uncharacterized. Bases 1 to 762 code for a protein of 253 amino acids. The record is from RefSeq and is a predicted model, not a curated record. The transcript has 2 exons. Lineage: Eukaryota; Fungi; Basidiomycota; Tremellomycetes; Tremellales; Cryptococcaceae.
AUGCCUUUUCUUUAUUCCAGAUGGCACACAAAAUCCCAGUGUCAUGUCUUCGACAAACCUAAUUCCUUCAGUAUUAACCACAAGGUCAGAGAGAGCUAUCUUCGAAACGUCGCCAAACUUCUUCCCAGCUCAUCGACCGCCAAGGGUUAUAGGGCUCGAUCCCCGUUCGAGUCAGCUUUGAAACCCAUCGCUCAACUGGAAGGCUGUGUCAGUUGUAGUUCCUUGAUUUGGACUGAAACCAGACAGAAUAUCCGGCUCUUGUCAGCUAGCAAGGAAGAUCAGAAUGGGGAAGGAUCUUCAGGUCUCAGUCAGGAUGUCGAGCUCGUUUCAGAGUGGAGAAACACGGACCCUUGUUGCCUCAAAGUAAUUGAUGCGGAUGAUCCAACGCAAACGAAAUUAGGUGAAGGUAGGGUUACUAUUGAGCUGAAAAGCAAGCUUAUCGUCAACGCUUCCCAAUUUAUCAAAGAUCUAGAAUCACCCCGGGAGAGGAACUCCUACUAUCAUAAGCCAACUGGAAGCGCCUAUCCAGUCAUCAAUAUGAAGUUUGAUGAUUUCGCUCAUCUACAAAGAUCGAUUCCCGAUUUUAUCAGCAUCAAAGGUUAUCUCGACUCGGAACGGAAAGCGUGGCUGGGAGAUCCAGGUGAUAACUUGAUAGAGGUGAAGUUCUCCUGGGAGGAAAGCGGACGAGAUCGGUCCAUCCCCGUUAGCGUGGAAGAAGUGUUGACGGCUGACUUUACGAUUACAAAUUGCCAAUGGAGAUGA